This is a messenger RNA of Nelumbo nucifera (sacred lotus), 2448 nucleotides long. RefSeq names its product MAC/Perforin domain-containing protein. Lineage: Eukaryota; Viridiplantae; Streptophyta; Magnoliopsida; Proteales; Nelumbonaceae. Gene Ontology annotation, cellular component: plasma membrane. The record is from RefSeq and is a predicted model, not a curated record. Gene Ontology annotation, biological process: plant-type hypersensitive response; regulation of salicylic acid mediated signaling pathway.
ACGUUGUGUGAAACGGAAAAUGGCUUCAGGGUGAGGGAAACCUUGAACCUUCCCUCGAAGCUUCUUCUUCUCUCUCUUUUGGAACUUACCAUAAAAAAUAUGAAACCGAAAUACUCGGUUUUGAUAUUCUCUCAUCACCACUUUCUUUUCUAGGAACAAUAUCCUCGUAUUUGUCGUCGUCUCUGCAGCCAGCAACCAGACUUCAACAGAGAGACCGAGAGAAGGGAGAGAUGAGUGGUGGGGGGAUUGUGGAGAAGGCCCUGAGUAGUUUAGGGAGAGGGUUCGAUGUAACAUCGGAUUUUCGACUCAAGUACUGCAAGGGAAAGAGAAGAUUGGUUCUUCUUAAUGAAGCAGAGAAGAGAGAGGUUGCUAUACCGGGAUUUGGAGUCUACGGAGACGUCUCUGUCGACAUAAAAUGCGAUAAAGGCGACCGGACAAGGUAUCAGUCCGACGUCCUUGAGUUCAAUCAGAUGUCGGAGUGGUUCAAUCAGAAGAGUUCAUUGCCGGGGAAGAUCCCCUCAGGGCUAUUCAAUUCCAUGUUUGGGUUUAACAGCAACUCGUGGGCAAGAGAUGCAGCUGCAACUAAAUGCUUGGCUCUUGAUUGUUACUACAUCAUCCUCUUCAACCUCCACAUCGACCGUUAUCCUCUUGUCCUCUGCGACGAAGUCCGAAAAGCAGUUCCGUCUAGCUGGGAUCCCAGUGCCCUUGCAAGGUUCAUAGAGAACUAUGGGACCCACGUAAUAGUGGGGUUGGGUAUUGGGGGUCUUGAUGUGGUUCUUGUUAGACAGGACCAAAGCUCCAACUUGGAGCCAGCAGAGAUCAAGAAACACUUGGAAAGCCUCGGAGAUCAACUGUUUACAGGAGCUUGCACCCUCCCACUUCAUAGCAGAUCCAAGGACCAUAACAAGAAGAAGGCUCCGGAGGCAUUCAAUGUAUUCGACCCGAAACCCGUAUUCGUGGACAGCUUCUCCUCUGUCACAAGCAAAGAUGGUAUUUCGGUUAUUUGUUCAAAGAGGGGAGGGGAACCGUCGGUGCAAAGCCACUGUGAGUGGCUGCUGACUGUUCCGUCGACGCCGGACGCCGUGGUCUUCAGCUUCAUACCCAUCACUUCUCUGCUCCAAGGUGUUCCGGGCAAAGGUUUCUUGUCUCAUGCAAUCAACCUCUACCUUCGCUAUAAGCCUCCAAUAUCUGACUUGCAAUACUUUCUCGACUUCCAAUAUCACAAGAUGUGGGCGCCCAUUCACAAUGACUUUCCACUGGGGCCCAUGACAAACAGGGCCAUUCCAACCCCAUCUCUUCAUUUCAAUUUAAUGGGCCCAAGGCUCUAUGUGAACCCAAUUCAGGUUAGGGUUGGAGAGAGACCAGUAACUGGGAUGCGGUUGUAUCUCGAAGGUAUGAAGUGCAACAGGUUGGCCAUACAUCUAGAGCACUUAUCAAGCACGCCGGUCAUUCUCCAAAACAAGAUAGAAGAUAUGCUGAGAUGGCGAGGUUCCGACGAGAUCGGCGAUGAACAGUAUUUUGAAGCUGUACAAUGGAAGAAGUUUUCCCACAUUUGCACGGCGCCAGUAAAAUACGACCCAGAAUGGGCUCCUGGCAGAGACGUUGCAUUCAUAGUCACAGGAGCUCAGCUUCAUGUGAAGAAGCAUGAAUCCAAGAGUGUACUCCACCUUCGCCUUUCGUUCUCCAAGGUGGUGCAUUCCGGCAUUGCUAGAUCAAUUUGGGCCCAAGGCCCAUCAGAGCUCUCUCAGAAGUCAGGCUUCUUUUCAGCAAUUAGCACAUCAAUUUCAGGCAACCCAGAUAAAGAGAUGCCCAAACAGGUAGUCGUUGACUCUGCUGUGUUUCCGACUGGUCCUCCGGUGCCGGUGCAUACUCAGAAACUAUUGAAAUUUGUAGACUUGUCGGAGUUGUGUAAGGGGGCAAAAGAUAGUCCAGGACAUUGGCUAGUUACUGGAGCAAAGCUGGAUUUGGAGAAUGGAAAGAUAUGCCUACAGGUUAAGUUCUCUCUUUUGAGUUACUUCUCUUGAGAGAGGACUGGAAAAAGGGAGGGAAAUGGUUAAUUGUGAAUAUAAAAUUUUAUUUCAAUUUUACAUUCUUUUUAAAAUCUUAAUUUAUAUUUUCAUAUCUGAACUUGUCCAAAUUAAAUGUAAAACAUGGCUACUCCAAGGUAGCUACUAUUUAAUUGAUUUUAUGUAAAAAUGAGUGGGUUUAACUAGGAUCGAACCUGCUGAAAUUGGGUUUUGGUUUGUUAAAGUUAUUAGCUGUUGACUUAGUCUUUAGAGUUUGUUUCAGUUUGUUGUUAUUCUUUACGAAUAAGUUGUUUGUUUUCUAGUCAGCUACCACGUUAAUAGGCAUGUAAAACGUGGUUGUUUUUCUUUUUCUGUUUCUUUUGUAAGGCUAUUUAUAGCCAUAUCAGUUGUUUCAAUGGAAUAACAAGAAGCAUUCUCUCAA